Molecule: messenger RNA, 1758 nt
Organism: Caenorhabditis bovis
Lineage: Eukaryota; Metazoa; Nematoda; Chromadorea; Rhabditida; Rhabditidae
Source: the annotation of a GenBank genome assembly
AUGUAUUUCAAUAAUGAGAAACCGAAGCCAAUCGGGCAGCGAUUCGAGGGCGGAAAACUGUUGAAAAAGGUGCACAAAAGCAUUGAGCAACUGAAGAAACACGAUCCCGACGUCGAACCAUCCGCCGAGCCAACCAACUUCCUACUGGUGAGCAACAGCAGUGUUUUGUGCGGUGUGUCGCUCGAGGAGCUCGAGCACAUAUUCCUGCCGCUCGACGCCGAGUGCCAGUUCAUCGUCUACCCGUGCAAACGCUCCUACUCGUUUGUGCAUUGCAGCUCGGCGGAAAAAGCGCUGAAAAUUCGCGACGAGUUGAACGGACUCGUGCAUCCGUCGCUGAAACAAUCCCAUCAGCCAUUCGUGAUCACUUUUGUGAAAAAUCUGCCACGCGAGCGACUCGUUGAAAACUAUCGACCAGGCGAUCUCGAAAUUCACGAAGAAUACGUUGAUGAGAAGCAGGAGAAGGCGCUCAUCGAAUUCAUACGGAAUCACGCGAAUCUGCAAUUCUUAAAGCAUCGAACCGUCGUUCAUUUCGCUAACGAGUUUGACUAUGACACGAACUCGGCGAGCAGUUUCAAGCCGGCUCAACCGAUUCCCGAAAUUUUGGAGGAAUUGAUCGAACGAAUGAUGACGGAUGGGAUAAUGAAGGAGAAACCGGAUCAAAUCACUGCGAAUUUGUAUGAUCCAGGCCAUGGAAUACCAUCGCAUUACGACACGCAUUCAGCAUUUGAGGAUCCCGUAGUGUCCCUAAGUCUUGAAUCCAACGUUGUGAUGGAAUUCAAAGACGGCGCGAAUUCGGCAAGAAUCGUGCCAGUGCUUCUCAAACGGCGCUCGCUAUGUCUGAUUCAGGGUGAAGCGCGAUAUCGCUGGAAGCAUGGCAUUGUGAAUCGCAAAUUCGACGUUGAUCCGCUCACCGAUCGAGUGAUGGCGCGAAAACCGCGAAUCUCGAUAACGUUUCGAAAAAUCCGCACGAGACCUUGCGAAUGCGCGUGGAAGGAGUAUUGCGAUUGGGAUAGGCGGGGUGAAAUGAAAGUGCCAUCAAACGAGGAAUUGGCGAGAAAAAUGGAAGGCUCGUACGUCUCCGAUGUUUAUGAAAACAUCGCCGAGCAUUUCGACGAGACGAGACAUUCGAAUUGGAAGGCGGUUCAAAGAUUUAUCGACGAGAUUCCAAAAGGAAGUGUAGUUUAUGAUGUCGGUUGUGGUAAUGGCAAAUAUCUUGUGGCGAAAGACAAUUUGAUUAAGAUUGGUUGCGACAUGUGUCAAGGAUUGUGCGAAAUUGCCAAUAAAAAGGGUUGCCUCGUUUUUCGCUGCGACGCGCUCAAUCUUCCAUUCCGCGAUGAGUCGGCCGACGCGGCCAUCUCGAUCGCCGUCCUUCAUCACAUCGCGACGUUCGAACGACGAAAGCGGAUGAUUGACGAGCUUUUGAGGGUCACAAAAUCCGGCGGAAAAAUUUGUGUGACGGUCUGGUCGAUGGAUCAAUCGCAAUCGCAAUACGCCAAAAUGCGCGGCAAUAAGGACGAAAUUGCCAACGAAAAUGCGAAGAAUGAUCGCCUAAAAGUGCACGAUGGAAAGGAUUUCGAGCAGCAGGACGUGUUGGUCCCUUGGAUUAUCGACCAGAAAAAUGAGACAUAUUUGAGGUAUUAUCACGUUUUUCGAGAGGGUGAAGCUGAGGAAUUGAUCGCGGCGAUUCCGAAUUGCAAAUUAAUUAGUGUGGCGAAAGAACAGGGCAAUUAUGUGAUCAUUUUUGAAAAAUUGUUAUAG